AUGCCGGGUGUGGGCUCAGGAGACGUGUGUGAAGGGCUGCAGAGCGUUCACCAGCCAGGGCAUUCGGUGAUGCCUUCCUGCAGCGGCCAGAGAAAGAGGGAAAGCACUCCAAAGACUUCUGCCAGUUGUAGUCCUGCUCCUGAAUCUCCUAUGAGUUCCAGUGAAUCAGUGAAAAGCCUGACUGAAUUGGUACAGCAACCCUGUCCCGCUAUAGAGACAAGUAAGGAUGGCAAAUCCCAAGAAUCUAGUGAGCCGCCGGCUUCUGAAUCCCAAUCUACAACACCUUUGCCACUGUCGGGCCACUCGGCACUCAGCAUUCAAGAACUGGUUGCCAUGUCGCCUGAGCUGGAUACGUAUGGCAUUACAAAAAGGGUCAAAGAAGUGCUAACGGACAACAAUCUUGGUCAGCGUUUGUUUGGGGAGACAAUCCUAGGGCUAACACAAGGCUCUGUCUCAGACCUUCUGGCUCGCCCGAAGCCCUGGCACAAGCUGAGUUUGAAGGGCCGAGAACCCUUUGUCCGCAUGCAGCUGUGGCUGAACGAUCCCAACAAUGUGGAGAAGCUGAUGGAUAUGAAACGAAUGGAGAAAAAAGCCUACAUGAAACGGCGACACAGCUCUGUUAGCGACAGUCAGUCUUGUGAGUCCUCGUCCGCUGGAAUAGACUAUAGCCAGGGAGCCAGCCCGCAGCCGCAGCACCAGCUGAAGAAGCCCCGGGUGGUGCUGGCACCAGAAGAGAAGGAAGCUCUGAAACGAGCCUACCAGCAAAAGCCAUACCCAUCACCAAAAACCAUUGAGGAACUCGCUACGCAGCUCAACUUGAAAACCAGCACCGUGAUCAACUGGUUCCACAAUUACAGGUCUCGCAUCCGCCGGGAGCUGUUCAUCGAGGAGAUCCAAGCCGGGAGCCAGAGCCAGGCUGGGUCGAGCGACUCUCCUUCCGCCAGAAGCAGCCGGGCCGCUCACAGCUCCGAGGGAGACAGCUGCGAUGGCGUGGACGCAGAAGGCCCACCUGAAGGAAAGCCGAGUGGCCCGGAGGCAGAUGAGUACAACAAUGCAACCACGAAGUCUCAGGGAGGGCCAACGGAGUCGGCUUUCGAAGCGGGGGAAGAGGCACUGCAGGGCGCCAGGUCUUCGGAGAAAGCGGAGCCGUUCCGGGCGGAGAGCCUGGAGGACACCGACGACGAGGGCAGGCUCAGAGCACCGCGCCAGAGCUCUCCGCCGGCGUCGCAGCGCCCGGGAGAAGCUCUGGAGACACUGCCAAACUCUGCCACAGAAGGCGAUGCAUCUACCUCAGCUGCCUCCACCUCAGUCCUUACGGGGGAGAGCUCCUACAAGUCAAAAGAAAGUUCAGAGAAAAUCUCCAGUGUGCCAAGUACGAGCUCGACGCCGGCCGCAGGCUCGCAGAAAGCCAACUCUCUCCAGAGCUUGUUCGGCUUCUCCGAGGCGGCGAGCUCCAGGAACACGCGAGACAGCUCCUUGAGGAAAAAGAAAGCGGCAAACUUGAACAACAUCAUCCACCGCUUGGAGAAGGCCGCGAGUCGAGAAGAGGCCGUCGAGUGGGAGUUUUGAGAUUAAACUCGCCCAACUCUGGAGAGCUGGGAAGUGAAACUGGACCUCUACUGGUUUUAUUGUGUUGCGCACUUAACCGCCCUGCGGGCCACAGGGCAAAAACGCCAUAGGCCAAGGUGCAUAUAGAAA
Messenger RNA from Phaethon lepturus (White-tailed tropicbird), 1698 nucleotides. Its product is annotated as homeobox protein cut-like 1. The transcript has 5 exons. The coding region runs from base 1 to 1569 and encodes 522 amino acids. Gene Ontology annotation, biological process: regulation of DNA-templated transcription. NCBI's taxonomy places the organism in Eukaryota, Metazoa, Chordata, Aves, Phaethontiformes, Phaethontidae. The record is from RefSeq and is a predicted model, not a curated record. Gene Ontology annotation, molecular function: DNA binding; DNA-binding transcription factor activity, RNA polymerase II-specific.